Physcomitrium patens is the source of this 2763-nucleotide messenger RNA. Its product is annotated as LRR receptor kinase BAK1. Lineage: Eukaryota; Viridiplantae; Streptophyta; Bryopsida; Funariales; Funariaceae. Gene Ontology annotation, molecular function: protein binding; ATP binding; protein kinase activity. The record is from RefSeq and is a predicted model, not a curated record. Gene Ontology annotation, biological process: protein phosphorylation.
UUAACCAGAUCGAGAGAGACAGAUGGACACACAUGAUACACAUUAUCUCGGGAGUGGAGCGGAAAUGGUCGACGUCGUAGGCAGCCCUCGGCGGCGACGCAUCCUUAGGUCAUAAUCAGGCCAAUGAAGCGAAAGUAACCAAGGUGAAGCAUCUAGAAACGGAAACAACGAGGGAGGACACCAUUUUGGAUGACAGAAGAGGCGACAUGCUUCGGGGAAGGAAGGAUUUGAGUACAGUUGCAGUGUCAGAGAGAAGGGGUAAGCAGAUUCGUUUCCCCGCGUAGAGCUGUCGGUACUGUUUCUGAAUGGAGGGCUUGCACGUUCCUUGUUGCCGUGCUGGACUGAUGACGCUGCAUUUGCGUUGAACUGUGGUCGAAACUCAUUCCGCAUGUUCGUUCGGACACAGGUUGGAAUAGUUUAAUCGGUUUCGAGUGGUCGUCGAUCGGCACCUGGUGGAAGCUAAGAGCGUUAGCCGAGGGUUUCUAUUUUUGCGGAGAUUGAGGAUCUCGAGGAAGUGGAGAAGGAUUCUUACGGGAUGCGGACGGAGGUCGGUGCUUUGCGAGAACUUUGUUUGGUUGGGGUAGGGAUCGGCGGUGCUGUUGUGUGGUGGUGUCGGAGGUGUGGGCAAAGAGAAGACUAGAGCAUGCGGGUGAAUGAAGUGGAGUGACGAAGCUGGAGAAGUGCCGUUAGCGGUAUUGGUCGGGGAAGGAGGAGGCGGGGUUGGGGUGUGGUGGCUGGAGUAAAGGAUGCAGUCUCUUCAUCGCCAGGGCUUGCAGUGCUGGUGUUUGCUACUGCUGUGCUUGUCGAAUGGAGUUCGCGCGACUGUGGAAGAAGGAAAAAUAUUGAUUGAUUGGAAAGCACAAUUGGAAUAUCCAAAUGAUAAGCUAAGAACUUGGUCAGGAAGUGAUCCCUGUUUCAAUACAAAUCCAUGGGACCAAGUUUCUUGUGAUCCAGAUGGAUUUGUGAUACGAAUAGGUCUUGGAAGUUCUAAUUUGACAGGGACAUUGACACCUGAAUUUGGACAAAUCAAAAGAUUGAAUUCAUUGAUUCUUUCUGAUAAUCACUUCAAUGGAAGUAUACCUGAAGCAUUGGGGGACCUUUCAGAACUUAUCUUUUUAGACCUUUCCAAUAAUUAUCUUUCUGGAUCCAUUCCAAGUACUUUGGGCAAUCUCACUAAAUUAAACGUUCUUAAAUUGAACAAUAAUCACCUUUCAGGAUCUAUUCCAAUAGAACUUGCUGCCCUUCCUAAUCUUCGUGAUAUACACUUAGAAUUUAAUAAUCUAUCAGGGAGAAUUCCAAUUUCAGGUGUAUUUGGAACUGCUUCUUCAUCCAAUUUUGCAGGGAAUCCUUUGUUAUGUGGAGAUCAAAUUGCAAAUCAAUGUGUUGGUGAUCCACCACGUUCAAGUUCAACAUCAAUUUCAAUAGGACCUAUAAUAGGAGGAGCACUUGGAGGUAUUGUGUUUCUUGCAAGUGUUGGUGGUUUGUGCUUUUGGUGCAAGCGACGCCAUCCUAGUGAUGCCUUCUUUGAUGUGCCUGAAGAAGAUACUCGAGUAAACUUAGGACAAUUGACACGCUUUACUCUUUCACAACUAAAAAAUGCAACUGAGAAUUUUAGUAGUAGGAAUGAAAUAGGACGUGGUGGAUUUGGUAUUGUAUACAAGGGAGUAUUAUCUGAUGGAACUCAAUUGGCAAUCAAGCGUCUUAAAUUGGAAAGUCGUAGCAUUGGAAAUGAAAAACAAUUUCAAACUGAGGUUGAAAUUAUAAGCAUGGCAUCACAUCGAAACUUAUUGCGACUAUAUGGCUUGUGCACAACUCCUACAGAGCGAUUACUUGUAUAUCCUUAUAUGGCAAACAGAAGUGUUUCUUUUCAAUUAAAAAAAACUGACCAUGGAGCACCUGCUAUGACUUGUCAAAUGCGGAAACGUAUUGCUCUAGGAGCAGCUAAAGGUCUUGCAUAUUUGCAUGAACAAUGUAAUCCUAAGAUUAUUCAUCGUGAUGUCAAAGCUGACAAUAUUCUUUUGGAUGAUGAAUUUGAAGCUGUGGUCGGAGAUUUCGGCUUGGCAAAGCCUAUUGAUUUUAAAAAUACACAUGUUACUACAGCAAUUCGAGGAACAAUUGGCCAUAUUGCUCCGGAGUACAUGUCAAGUGGAAAGUCAUCAGAAAAAACAGAUGUAUAUGGGUAUGGAAUUACAUUGCUACAAUUAAUUACUGGACAAAGUGCUCUAAACUUAUCUCGCUUGGCAGAUGAUGAUGUGAUGCUUUUGGAUUGGGUGCGAAAAUUGGAAAAAGAAAAUAAUGUGGAGAAAAUGAUAGAUCCUCACUUAAAAGAGUACAACAUGAAUGAUAUUAAAGAGUUGCUAAAGGUUGCAUUGUUGUGUACGGAGAAUAAUCCUACAUCUCGACCAAAAAUGAGUGAAGUAGUAAAUAUGCUAGAAGGAGAAGGCUUAGAAGAGCGAUGGGCAGAGUGGGAGCAAAGAGAAGUUCAACGAAACCAAGAAGCAUUAGACAUGCCUCAUCUUCCUGUGGGAUGGAAUUUAGAUUCUAAUUCUUCUUUCAUGCAAGCUCUUGAACUAUCAGGGCCAAGAUAGUAGAAUGUUAUCUCAGAUUUAGGACAAUUAAUUAGCAAACACCUUAUUUAUUUGUUAAUUUAUUUGCAUUCAUGCUUCAUGAGUAAGCUACCAUUUUAGUAAGCAUUUACAUACAAUCCACAUUUUUUGUUUUAUAUCAAGUAAGAAUACAAAAAGAAUGAAUUGUGAUUUUGUA